AGUGAGAACAUAAAAAAUGCAAUUACAGUAGAACUCCAAUUAUCCGAACUCCGACUAUCCGAAUCGCCGAUUAUCCGAAUCACAAAAAAUUGUCCAAAAAAAGUCUAAGUGCGCUAUUAUUCUUCCCCCGCGAAGCCAGUGAGAAACAAGAAUAUGGAGAGGAUGAUGAUGAUGAAGAUGCGUUGUCACUAGAGGAAAUAAGAAAAAUGAUUGUAAAAAUUCCUGGUUGUACAGAAGUAAGUGCUGAAGAUGUAGGAGAGUGGAUGGCUUGUGACACGUCUGACCCUGGUUUUCAAAUUCUCAAUGACGAUGAAAUUGUUGUAAGUGUGAGAGAAGAUGUUGAAGUGGAAGUGGAAGAAGAACUUUCUGCUGAUGUUAAAGUAGACGCUGGACCAUCAGCUAGUGAAGCAUUUGCCGGCCUCGAGACUGCUUUGAAGUGGAUGGAGCGUCAGCCCGAGUGUGACCACUUGCAACUGCUCACCGUCAAGCGAAUGCGUGACCUGGCUGCCCGAAAACGGUGACGACCGCAAAACAGCUUACAUUGACGGAGAUGUUUAAAAAACAAUGAUUUUUAUUUCUAAGCUUGUACAUUUUAUUUAUAUUUAAAACAUGUGAAAAUUUCAUGUUUCUUUCAUUUAAUUCAAUAAAAAAAUAGUGCAAUAUCAAAACGUAGCUUUUAUUCUCUCCAUUGGCAAUUUAAAAAAAAAACCGAUUAUCCGAAUAUUUGAUUAUCCGAAUGGGUCCCGGUCCCCAUUAAUUCGGAUAAUUGGAGUUCUACUGUAUCUACAAAUCAUAGAAAAGCGUAACAUACAUAUGUAUGUAUAUGGAUGUAAGAAUUGAUGUGCAUUUGCAUAAACGGUGCUCUAACAAAGGUGAAUAGCCUAAUUCAUGGUCACGGUCAUCCGAUU
Bactrocera dorsalis (oriental fruit fly) is the source of this 908-nucleotide messenger RNA. RefSeq lists its product as uncharacterized. The transcript has a single exon. Bases 207 to 521 code for a protein of 104 amino acids. The record is from RefSeq and is a predicted model, not a curated record. NCBI's taxonomy places the organism in Eukaryota, Metazoa, Arthropoda, Insecta, Diptera, Tephritidae.